Molecule: messenger RNA, 483 nt
Organism: Oncorhynchus masou masou (cherry salmon)
Lineage: Eukaryota; Metazoa; Chordata; Actinopteri; Salmoniformes; Salmonidae
Product: circumsporozoite protein-like
Exons: 1
Source: RefSeq, a predicted model, not a curated record
AACCCUAACCCUAACCCUAACCCUAACCCUAACCCUAACCCUAACCCUAACCCUAACCCUAACCCUAACCCUAACCCUAACCCUAACCCUAACCCUAACCCUAACCCUAACCCUAACCCUAACCCUAACCCUAACCCUAACCCUAACCCUAACCCUAACCCUAACCCUAACCCUAACCCUAACCCUAACCCUAACCCUAACCCUAACCCUAACCCUAACCCUAACCCUAACCCUAACCCUAACCCUAACCCUAACCCUAACCCUAACCCUAACCCUAACCCUAACCCUAACCCUAACCCUAACCCUAACCCUAACCCUAACCCUAACCCUAACCCUAACCCUAACCCUAACCCUAACCCUAACCCUAACCCUAACCCUAACCCUAACCCUAACCCUAACCCUAACCCUAACCCUAACCCUAACCCUAACCCUAACCCUAACCCUAACCCUAACCCUAACCCUAACCCUAACCCUAACCCUAAC